Messenger RNA from Haliotis rufescens (red abalone), 4612 nucleotides. Its product is annotated as xanthine dehydrogenase/oxidase-like. The coding region runs from base 62 to 3973 and encodes 1303 amino acids. NCBI's taxonomy places the organism in Eukaryota, Metazoa, Mollusca, Gastropoda, Lepetellida, Haliotidae. The record is from RefSeq and is a predicted model, not a curated record. Gene Ontology annotation, molecular function: molybdopterin cofactor binding; 2 iron, 2 sulfur cluster binding; iron ion binding. The transcript is spliced from 34 exons.
UCUGCAAUCUGCGUCUUGUAUUCAUGAGCGCCACCACACGACGGGAGCACAUCAGUACGUCAUGGAAAGCACACUUGUAUUGUUUGUCAAUGGCAUCAAGGUGACGGAGCCACGUCCCGACCCCCGGGGCAACCUCCUCCAAUACCUCAGACGAAGACUGCGUCUGACAGGUUCCAAGGAAGGAUGCGGAGAGGGGCGGUGUGGAGCUUGUACCGUCAUGCUGUCCCGUUAUGACAGGAGGGAGAAGACUAUCAGACACAUGGCCGUGAACGCCUGUCUACUGCCGCUGUGUUCCCUGCACAACAUGGCGGUCACUACUGUGGAGGGGGUUGGCGACACGAGGCGGGGACUGCACAAGAUCCAGGAGUGUCUCGCCGAGGCUCACGGGGUUCAGUGUGGAUUCUGUACAUCUGGCAUGGUGAUGUCCAUGUACACACUGUUGAGGAACAUCCCUCGGCCCUCCCAGGAGGACAUCCAGUUGGCCAUAGAAGGCAACCUCUGUCGAUGUACCGGGUAUAGAUCAAUUAUAGACGGAUUUACAAAGGCAGCACAGGCCAGAUGUUGUCAAGGUGACGAAGUCACGUGUGCAUGUCGGUCAAAUGAUACAGAAGAUUAUCAGAAGGCCCCGGAUGAUAAGCACACGUUCUGUUCCCGAGAACCAACCCAGGAUGUCAUCUUCCCCCCACAGCUGAUGCUGGGUGAAGACAAUGAACAAUCCCUCACAUUUGAGCACGAGGGAACCACGUGGAUACGGCCUCCCAACCUGCACGCUUUGCUGCAAUGUCUUGCUGAGAAUCCCACAGCGAGGCUCAUCGCUGGAGGCACAACUAUCUUUCUUGACUUGAAGCUGAAACAUAAGCUGCCCCAGACCUUGGUGUCCACCAGUCACAUCCCCGAGUUGACAAGGCUGACGGUUGAGGAUGACCAUCUGGUCGUGGGGGCCGGCAUCACAUUGGAGGAACUUAGGACCAGACUCCCGGGACUCGUCUCGCACCUGCCAGGCUGGAGGACCCGGUCUGUGAAGGUUUUGGGGGAUGCUCUCCGCUGGGUGGCCGCAGGACAAGUCAGAAACGUGGCGAGUGUUGGGGGGAAUCUUCUCAACCCGGCCACAGUUUCGGAUCUUCAACCGGUUUUCUUGGCCAUGGACGCCAUGCUGCACAUCGACAACGCUAAUAGCGGCGAGAGGACCAUCCCGUACCGUGAUGCAGUGAUGACCUCGCCACCACAGCAAUGUCUGGCACCUGGCGACGUCCUCGUGUACACCAGCUUCCCAUUCACUAGACAGGAUGACCACAUGAUGUUCUUCAAGCAGCCAGAACGUCAAGGUUUUGAUACAGCUGUUGUCAACACAGUUCCAAAGAUAACCUUUAAACCUGGACGUAAUAUCAUCGAGGAGCUUCAUUUCACUUUCGGUGGCAAAUGUUUCCAACCAAUUGUGAAAACCCAAAACUGUAUGCAGCACGUAGUUGGAAAGAUCUGGUCUUUGUCACUGGUGCCAACCGUUCUUGCCUCCCUUGAAAACCUCCUUGACAAGUCAGCCAUCACUGACGACGCCCGGCAUGUCGCGAUGGCCCAGGCUUUCAAAUUCAUGUUUGCUGUUGAGGAGACCCUCACUGGACAGACUGUCCGCAAUGCUCCCUCUGCCCUAUCUACUGUCGACUACGAGAGUACCCGAGUGUUUGACAAUGUCGGUCCAGUUCAGCUUCCGGAGGAUGACAUGCGUCGACCUAUCCCACACUCCAGUGCGCUACAGAUCACGUGUGGGGAGGCUGUGUACCUGGAUGACAUGCCGAGAUGUGAAGAUGAGUUGUUUGCUGGACUUGUGUUGAGUACGAAGCCACACGCUCGGGUCGUGAAUGUAGAAACGACGGAGGCUCUCGCGUUGCCAGGGGUGACAGGAUAUGUGGAUCACCAGGAUGUGCCAGGAAAGAACCUUUGGGGAUGUUUUGUAGAGGAGGAAGAAGUGUUUGCUGAAACAAAGGUGAAUUGUUGUGGUCAGAUUAUUGGCCUUGUGCUAGCCAUAGACCGCCAGGUGGCUCUGGAAGCAGCAAGGUGUGUCAAGGUUCAAUAUGAAGAUCUCCCGGCCGUUCUUACUAUAGAGGACGCCAUUCGGGAGAAGGCGUUCUACACUGAGGAACCAGCCACGCCAGCCAUCGUCUUCGGUGACGUUGAAGCCGGGUUCGCUGCAUCUGAUGUGGUCAUUGAGGGUCACGUGGACAUCGACCCACGGGAACACUUCUACAUGGAGAGUCAGGGUGUUCUGGUGAAGCCAAGAGCAGAACAUAACGAGGUGGACGUCUACUGCACGUCACAAAACCCAUCUGGAACCCAGGGCAAUGUUGCAAGGGUACUGGGGAUCCCCCUCAACCGCGUCGUGUGCCACGUCAAACGAAUUGGUGGCGGUUUCGGGGGAAAAAUCUCGAGGGUUGACCUCCUGUCUCAGCCUGUGGCCGUGGCUGCGUACAAGUACCGGAGACCGGUGAGGUGUGUGCUGGACAGGAGAACGGACAUGGCAAUCACGGGAAAGGCGCCAAGGUUUCACACGGAGUACAAGAUCGGCUACACCAAAGACGGUCGGAUCCAGAGCGUUGUGAUGGACAUGUACGUCGACGGUGGCCAUCAUGCUGAUGUUACCUAUAACGUUCUUCAACAAUGUGUGUUGAGUUUCGAGGCCGCGUACCGCUACCCCAACUGCCGGAUAACUGGCUACCUGUGUAAGACAAACACUCCCCCUAAUACAGCGUUCAGGGGGUUCGGUGCGCCGGACAGCUUCCUGGUGUCGGAGAUGAUAAUGACAGAACUCGCCAGCAGACUCAACAUGACUGAAACUCAGGUGCGUGAGAUGAACAUGUUGAGAGAGGGAGACGUGACGGUGUCGGAUAUGUUGCUGGACAACUGCACGCUGUCCCGGUGUUGGCGUCAGUGUCUGGAGGAAAGUCAGUAUGAAGUCCGGAAAACAAAGGUACAGGAGUUUAACAGACACAAUGAGUGGAAGAAAAGGGGUAUUGCCGUUGUUCCGUAUCGAUUCGGAAUCGGCUACAAGGAGAGAUUCAUGUGUAAAGCAGGUGCACUGGUGCACGUGUACGUGGACGGCUCGGUGCUGUUGACCCACGGGGGGACGGAGAUGGGUCAGGGACUCUACAUCAAGAUGAUACAGGUAGCAUCCCAUGUUCUUGGAGUGCCAGCCAGCAACAUCCACACCGCCGAGACAAGCACCGACACCGUCCCCAACACCGUGCCGACAGCAGCCAGUGUAUCUUCAGACCAGAAUGGCAAGGCAGUCAAGGCUGCGUGUGAGGAGAUAGUACGGCGGCUGGAGUCCAUCAAGAACAACAACCCCGACAAGACCUGGACAGACUGGGUGAUGGAGGCCUAUAUGACCAACGUCAACCUGUCAGCAGUAGGACACUAUGGGUCAAGUGAACUGAAUGGCUUUGACUUCAACACCCUCAAAGGGAAGUUAUAUGACUAUACGACGUGUGGUGCUGGGUGCUCCGAGGUAGAAGUGGACUGCCUGACUGGAGAAUGCCAGAUCCUCCAGACGGACAUGGUCAUUGAUGUGGGCAGGAGCCUCAACCCGGGGAUCGACAUCGGACAAAUAGAGGGCGCUUUCCAACAGGGGUGUGGCCACAUGUUGCUGGAGAGGGCCGUGGUGUCGGAGGAUGGAUGGGUGCUGCAGGGGGGACCUGCUGAAUACAAGAUACCCACCGUCAGGAACAUCCCUCGCAAGCUCAACGUCUCCUUGCUCAAAGACAGCGCCAACCCUCAUGGUAUUUUUUCCUCUAGGGGAAUCGGCGAACCUCCAAUGUGCACAGCUAUGUCAGUAUACUUCGCUCUGAAAGCCGCCAUAUUGGAUUGCCGCGUAUCAAAUGGCUGUAGUGGCCAUUUUGACAUGCACGUUCCGGCAACUGCGGAAAGGAUACGCGAGGCUUGCCGCGCGUGUAUCUUCAAGUUAACGGAUUCAAAACAUUAACGUGUUCGUGUCUUCGAGAAGAUACUUCGAAGAAGAACAGUAUGUACUAAUGUAUGUAGGAGGAUGGACAACGUACAAUAGUUUACAUUUGCUACAGAAUAAAAUAUACCCGACACAUUCCAGCUAAUCCAUUUCCCGAGUGGACAUUCACACAAGAUACAUACUAUGUUAGUCACAGCACAUAUUCCAAGGUAACCAACGUUGUACAUGUAUACAACAGUUUGUAUAUGACUGGAUACAAUAUACCCGAUACUCUCUAACUAAUCCAUUACCUGUAUGGGCAUUGACACAAGACAAUUCUAUUUUCGCCACAAUGCAUAUUCAAAUGUAAAGCACGUAAUAAACAGAAUUGGCAUACUGAACUCACAACAAAUUACAACCAGAAUAUCUAGAAUAUACCCAAAAGUAUGACGUGUUCCAAUUACCACAUAAACUUGCAGGUAUUGACAAGGGUAAAAUCAUAUAGUGAAUAUUAAACAGAGUACAAGAUAGUAACGUUUCUCACCUGAGUGAGUGGGCACGGGUGGCCCAGUGGUCGAAGGCGCCGCGAUUCGCUGUGCAGAGUUGCGUCCCUUGGGCAUGGCAGAAACCUAUGAUUGUGGGUUCGAAUCCUGGUUCGCCCCGAUUCUGUCUCUAGGU